AUGGCACUGAACGGCAACCCAUACUGGAAGCCACAUUACAGAGCGUGGGGCAGCACCGAGGUCCAUCUCACCUUGUACUCGGACUCGUCGGCCUCCGCUGACGAUCCCAGGUACAGCAAUUGCGUGAAGUUCACCGUCAAAUGGCGCCAGCUCGUGCAGCGGGUCGGCGCUCCAACCCGAUCUGAAUACGAGCGCCGCCUCCCCCCGGGCCAUCACACCUGGGUGGAGGACCUCGACUCCUUCACCAACCCCGAGCGCACUCCAACCUGGCGGGCCUUAGCGGCGAGCCUCGUCUCCAUCCCUCACAUCCGUCACGAAGCCCGCAACUUCAUCGAGGAAACCAUCCUCGUGGAGUCCCGCGACGCUGCUCGCCGGGCGGCCGCCCAGCGCCACCAGAUAAUGUGGGUCGUAGCCGACUGGGACAUCAAGUCCCGCAUCCCUUACUGGCCUCAUGUGCAACACUUCGGCCGAAGGGACCGAGACCAUGAUGAUCCCCACCAAGGAGCGGCCGGCAGCGGUGCCGGCGACCCGAAUCUCGCGGUCGCCAACUUCAUGGGUCGAGGUUCGCCGACGAGAUGCACCGUCUGCCUUGGCGACCUAGAGAGCGGUUCUUUGGCCGGGUGGCUGCCAUGUAGCCACGUGUUCCACCCGGUGUGCAUUACCCAGUGGCUGCAGACCAGCAGGCUCUGCCCCAUCUGCCGGCUUCAAUUGCCAUGAAGAUCAUGUCAUGUGAAAUUAAGAGAAGUCAAGUAGCAAAUUCAGUGCGUGUUUCUUUAG
Molecule: messenger RNA, 777 nt
Organism: Phoenix dactylifera (date palm)
Lineage: Eukaryota; Viridiplantae; Streptophyta; Magnoliopsida; Arecales; Arecaceae
Source: RefSeq, a predicted model, not a curated record